GAGCCAGGGUAUUGUUUCCUCAUAGAAGUCUUACUGCUGCUGUUGAGAAACCUGACUUGCGGGGAAUAAAAUAGUGGAAUUACUUCCCUCUUGUGUUACUUUCAAUUUAAGAAACAUAUUUCGUCGAUUCCCAUAAAUCGUCUUAAGUGUUUGUUGUUUAUGUGAGCUAAAGUUUGGUGAACUAUUUAAUAUUUUCGUGUCGACUGUGUGAUAGAUACUAAAACGUUAUUGCAGAAAAACGGUAUUUCCUUAAACACUAUCCGAAGCAGAUACAGCAAAUAUACGAAAAAUGAGCCGAUCCAACGGUAAUUACAAUCGGAAGAGGACAUAUAGUAGAACUGUUACAUUGCCCAAACCACUUGAAUCACCUUGCAUGGCGUGCAAUUUGCCGGACUCAGUAGACAACAUGAUUCGUUGCAAGAACUGUAGUACAUGGUGGCAUUGCGCUUGUGUUCGUGUGAAUAAAUCUGUGAAAAAGAAUUUAUGGAUGUGCUACAAAUGUACUUUCACACCUUCGGAAUCAGAAUCUGCAGGAACUUCCGAAGGAACUAGAAAGGUUGCAGCUAAACGUCCAAUGUCUAAACUAAACUCACAUGGAGCGACGGGCCUCAAAAACAUCAAUUUGGAGGAGAUAUGGGCUGACUUGGAAGGCGGAAUAAAGCAAGUCUAUAAACAAGAACAAAGUCUGAGAUCUGCCCGUUACAUGCAGCUUUACACACAUGUCUACAAUUACUGCACAAGUGUCCACCAACAACCAGCGAACAGGCAGAUGGCUUUGAAGGUUUCGAAAAAAGGCACACCUAUUCCUUCCGGUGGCGCACAACUCGUAGGACAGGAGUUAUACAAGCGAUUAAAGGAGUUUCUGGAGUGUUAUUUGAUUGCUUUACAAGAAAAUGGAAUAGAUCUAAUGGACGAGGAAGUGUUGAGCUUCUAUACGAAACGAUGGGAGGAGUAUCAGUUUUCGAGCAAAGUAUUGAACGGUGUUUGCGCGUACCUCAAUCGGCAUUGGGUGAAACGUGAGUGUGAAGAAGGACGAAAAGACGUAUACGAGAUUUACCAGCUUGCAUUAGUAACUUGGCGUGGAAAUCUUUUCAAACAUCUGAACAAGCAAGUCACGAAUGCUGUCCUGAAGCUUAUUGAGCGUGAACGAAACGGCGAAACAAUUAACUCGCGGUUGGUUUCGGGAGUCAUAAACUGUUAUGUCGAGCUAAGCUUGAAUGAAGAGGAUCCCAACGCUAAAGGCCAAAACCUUAGUGUUUACAAAGAAAGCUUCGAGAAUAUGUUCUUACAGGAUACGGAAAUGUUUUACACCAGAGAAAGUGCAGAAUUUCUGCGGGAGAAUCCCGUCACCGAGUACAUGAAGCGCGUCGAAUUACGUCUGAACGAGGAACAGAAGCGUGUGCAAGUUUAUUUACAUGAAAGCACACACGCUAAGCUGGCAAUGACUUGCGAAAGAGUUCUCAUUCAAAAACAUCUUGAACAAUUUCGCACCGAAUUCCAAAAUUUGCUCGACUCAGAUAAAAAUUCCGAUUUGCGUCGGAUGUACUCGCUAGUUGCAAGAAUUACAGAAGGUUUGAUAGAGCUGAAGGUCAUCCUGGAAAUGCACAUUCAUAAUCAAGGACUAGCUGCCAUUGCAAAAUGCGGCGAAGCCGCGUUGAAUGAUCCAAAAAUUUACGUCCAAACUAUUUUGGAGGUUCAUAAGAAGUACAACGCGCUAGUACUAACCUCGUUCAACAAUGAUAGCGGUUUUGUAGCGGCGUUAGACAAAGCGUGUGGUAAGUUCAUCAAUACGAACGCAGUGACAGAAGCAAGUAAAAGUGCUAGCAAAAGCCCAGAACUUUUGGCUAAGUACUGUGAUUUACUGCUGAAAAAAUCUAGCAAAAAUCCGGAAGAAGCCGAGUUAGAAGACACACUUAAUCAAGUGAUGGUCGUCUUCAAAUACAUUGAAGACAAGGAUGUAUUCCAGAAAUUCUACAGUAAGAUGUUGGCUAAACGUCUCUGCCAUCAUAUGUCUGCAAGCGAUGAUGCCGAAGCUUCUAUGAUUUCGAAACUCAAGCAAGCAUGUGGUUUCGAGUACACUAGUAAAUUGCAACGGAUGUUCCAGGAUAUCGGUGUAUCGAAGGACCUUAACGAACAAUACAGGCAACACGUGAAGGGCUUGCGUGAAGCAUCGCGGUCGACAAGCAAUGAGAUCGAUUUCAGCAUUCUUGUACUAUCGAGUGGUUCAUGGCCAUUCAAUCAGAGCUUCACUUUCUCCUUGCCGUUCGAGUUGGAACAAUCUGUUCAUCGAUUUAACAAUUUUUACGCUAAACAACAUUCCGGGCGAAAACUUAACUGGUUAUAUAAUAUGUGCCGCGGAGAACUUAUAACAAACUGCUUCCGACUGAGAUACACAUUGCAGGCCAGCACGUUCCAAAUGGCUGUCCUUUUACAAUUCAAUGAACAAACAACAUGGACUAUUCAACAGUUAGGCGAAAAUACAAGUAUUAACCACGAAAAUCUGAUACAAGUUCUGCAGAUUCUCCUGAAAACAAAACUGCUCUCAUGUUAUGACGAUGAAGCGAAUUUACAACCCACUUCUUCGGUUGAAUUAAAUUCAGGGUUCAAAAACAAAAAACUCCGCAUCAACAUUAAUUUCCCGCUCAAGACCGAGCUGAAGGUCGAACAGGAAGCAACCCAUAAACACAUAGAAGAAGAUCGAAAGAUUCUCAUACAGGCAGCGAUUGUGCGGAUUAUGAAGAUGCGCAAAGUUUUGAACCACACCCACCUUGUUGGAGAAGUACUGAAUCAACUUUCGACGAGAUUUAAGCCUAAAGUUCAGGUGAUCAAGAAAUGCAUUGAUAUUCUGAUAGAAAAGGAAUACCUCGAACGUCAGGAGGGACAGAAAGACACGUACAGUUAUCUAGCUUGAUCAGUUUUAGUUUUGUUUUGCAUAACCGUCUAAACAAAUCCUUGAUAAUAGAAACGAAUGUAAAAAUGCUACUGAAUCUGUUCAAAUGCCAGAAAAGCAAACAAUAUAUUAAAUGGAUUUGAGAAAAAAAUCAAAUAUUUUGUUCUUAUUAAAAAUUACCGUGAGCUCUCUGUAUAGCUUAAUUCUAUUGUGUUUGGAAAUUGUUUUUUAAAAAAUCGGUGUCGGUUAUGAGUUUUUCAGUUCAACGAGCAGUUCCGAAAAUUGAAAAGUGCAAAGUUUUAUCAUAUAAUAGGCAAUGUUAUAAUCAAUCGAGAAAUUCUAAUCAUUGAAUACAGAUCAUGGAUAGUGAAUGUGGAUAAAAUGAAAAUAUAAAGAUUAUUGAACUUGCACAUAAAAUGCUAACA
Toxorhynchites rutilus septentrionalis is the source of this 3315-nucleotide messenger RNA. It is a transcript of the gene Cul1, whose product is annotated as cullin-1. Bases 290 to 2911 code for a protein of 873 amino acids. Gene Ontology annotation, molecular function: ubiquitin protein ligase binding. The transcript is spliced from 14 exons. Gene Ontology annotation, biological process: SCF-dependent proteasomal ubiquitin-dependent protein catabolic process; protein ubiquitination. The record is from RefSeq and is a predicted model, not a curated record. Gene Ontology annotation, cellular component: SCF ubiquitin ligase complex. Lineage: Eukaryota; Metazoa; Arthropoda; Insecta; Diptera; Culicidae.